AACCCCCACUUUCUCAGACAAAACAGUUCAUGCUUUGACGCUGCAUUGCGCUCCAAGACAAAGAACAAGAAAAUGGCGAAACGUUUCAAGCUCCGGAUUUCCCGAGUCAUCCCAUCCUUCCAAUCCUGCCGUUCCAAAGACCCCGCCACUCUGCCAGCGGAUCCUGUCCCUUCAUUCUUCCGACCAUCCCCAGUAAGCACCAAACUCACCGACCUCCAUUUCCCAGCCACUAACCCACUCCAACCCUCCAAACCCCAUCACUCUUCCCUGAAGCGCCACGUUUCGUCUGCUUUUAUAUCGGUCGGCUGUGGGUUAGGAUCAAGAGCCACUCUCUCUGAUGACGACCGCACCGAGUCACCCGAGUUCCAAUGGGAAAAAGAAGAGAACUGGCACGUGGUCGCCAAGGUCUACGACGAGACUCCUCGCCGUAAAAUCUACAACUCCUCGGUGUCCGGCGAGUCCGACUCCGAAGACGAAGUUUCUGGUCUUGCUCCACCACCACCCCCCACAGCGGAAAAGAAGAAACGAAGAGCCAGAAAGAAGAAGACGGCAUCGAAAACCCGCACCAGCACCUCUUCUGCCGAUAGCGGACUGUUCAGCAGCGAAGGUCGUGACGAGAGAGACGGCGAGGAGACCGAAACCUUAGUUUCCUCCUCCAGAAGCUUCUCCAGCGAUUCCUCGCCGGAGUUCAACUCCCACUUGGAGACAAUACGCGAGGUACCACUGAGCUGCACAAGGCGAAAGAAGAGCAACGCGAAGAAGAAGAUGAAGAAGGUGAAGCGGUGCGUUUCCAAGGGUGGGAGGCCUAGGAAGGUGGUGCCGUCGUCUCCGGAGUGCGAUUCGCCGGCGAGGCUGUCGAUGUUCCAGAGACUGAUACCUUGCACGGUGGACGGGAAGGUGAGGGAGAGCUUUGCGGUGGUGAAGAAAUCGGAGGACCCGUAUGAUGACUUCAAGAGGUCGAUGAUGGAGAUGAUCUUGGAGAAGCAGAUGUUCGACGACAAGGAUUUGGAGCAGCUCUUGCACUGUUUUCUGUCUCUGAACGCCAGGCAACACCAUGUCGUUAUCGUCCAGGCUUUCUCUGAGAUUUGGGAGGCUUUGUUCUGUAGAAGAUCAACUAGCCGAUGCGUUUCUAGGGCUCUUUGAAUCAAACCAGUAUAUAGAGAAUAGACUAGAACUAGCACUUCUUCUUCUUCUUUAUGCUUAAUUAUCAACUCUUAGCUUUGAAAACUUCUGUAGUCUUUCUAGUCUUGAACUUGGGGAUGGUUUUCCUUUCUAGUUAUCUGUGGGACUCUAUUAACGAAAUUAUAAGGAUAAAGUUAUUAGUUAAUUAUAUUGUGUUAUGGAAAAAUUGCUGCAAAAUU
Messenger RNA from Corylus avellana, 1361 nucleotides. RefSeq names its product transcription repressor OFP7. Gene Ontology annotation, biological process: negative regulation of DNA-templated transcription. Lineage: Eukaryota; Viridiplantae; Streptophyta; Magnoliopsida; Fagales; Betulaceae. The record is from RefSeq and is a predicted model, not a curated record.